GUGUAGCUCAGUCGAGUCUGUGCUGUCCUCCGCGCCUGAUGCAGACCUGCUCAUCCUGCUCCUGCUGCACCGGACAGCACUCACUCUGAUAAAACGUCCAACAUGCGGCUCACUCCACGGACUGUCUCCUGGCCUGGACAUUUCACAAGACUGUCAUCUCGUGUUCUUGGAGUCUGAUAAUUUUCUUCCAACUUAAUCUUAAACUUUUUUGAGCGUGUGAUUCCAAAAGUGAUCCGAUCGUGAAGAUGUUGUGUGGAGGCUCGUGGAUGAAAAGGAUGGCAUCGUACCUUCACGUGGGUCUGUUUCUGCAGCUGGCGGUGUUGGAAACGACGGACGCCAUCCACCCAGACUGCGCUCUGGUGGUUCAGCACAUGAAGGCCCAAGAAGAGUGCAACCAGAUCCUCCGAGGGGAGGAGAAGAACCGCUCCACCAGGACAGGUUGUCCGACGCUGUGGGAUGAUAUUCGUUGUUGGUCUCGUGCCGAGGUCGGUCAGGUGGUCAGCGUCUUGUGCUCCAACGUCUCCCAGCUGUUUGCUAAUAAUAAAGGUUUCGUCUACAGGAACUGCACUGAGGACGGCUGGACCGAGCUCUACCCGUCCUAUGAGGACGCCUGCGAGUUCACAGAGUACGAAGUGACAGAACCCGAGACGACAUACUUCUCCAACUUCAAACAGUUGUACACAGCCGGCUACGCCACCUCCCUCAUCUCGCUUAUAUCGGCUAUUUUCGUCUUCACUGUUUUCAGGAAGUUUCACUGCACCAGGAACUACAUCCACAUCAACCUGUUCUUCUCCUUCAUCCUGAGAGCGAGCGCUGUCUUCAUCAAAGAUGGCGUCCUUUUUUCUGAUGAAGACCUCGACCAUUGCUUCAUGUCCAGUGCGUCCUGUAAAUCGGCAGUGGUCUUCUUCCAGUUUAGCAUCCUGGCAAACUACUUCUGGCUGCUGGUGGAGGGGAUGUACCUGCAGACGCUGCUCGCUCUCACCUUUGUCUUCCAGAAGAAAUACUUCUGGUGGUACAUACUCAUCGGCUGGGGUCUCCCAACGACAAUCAUAACAGUGUGGAUCCUCACUCGAAACUUCUACGAUAACACGGGGUGCUGGGACGACACAGACGUGGCCUUCGUCUGGUGGAUCAUAAAGGCUCCGAUAACAGCGUCACUUCUGGUGAACUUCAUCAUCUUCAUCAACGUGAUCCGCAUUCUGGUCCAGAAGUUGACGUCUCCUGGUGUCGGCGGCAACGACACGAGUCACUUCAAGCGGCUGGCUAAAUCCACUCUGCUCCUCAUCCCUCUGUUCGGGAUGCACUACAUGGUGUUUGCUUUCCUGCCCGAGAACACGGGCGCAGAGGCUCGGCUCUUUAUAGAGCUUGGUUUGGGAUCCUUUCAGGGAUUUGUUGUGGCCCUGCUCUACUGUUUCCUGAAUGGUGAGGUGCAGGCGGAGCUGAAGAAGAGGAUUUGGAAGUGGCAGACUCAGAGCUACCUGAGCUACAGUAAACGACGGCGUACCCUCUUCACUGAAAGCAGCACGGUCACUCAGAUAUCUGUCCUGGAUAAAUCCAGCCCCAAAGACCUGCCGCCAUCGGAGACGCACGCCCUCACGCGCAACAACGUGUCCAGUGUAUGAGGAAGACUUUAACCACGCUGGGCUUCAUGUCCAGGAUCACACCACAUCCUGAGAAAGUGACUGAACUCAGAGUCUGAUGUUGAAUGUUGGAGGUAGCUCCUCUUGACUCUGUUUGUUGUGAAGGGUUUUCAGAAUCCUGCGUGGGCUGUCAGGUCGACCCUGUGUUUACUUAAACGUCUUUUUAUUCACCAUCAUCCAAACAUCUAAGUUUCCCCUUGAUAUUCAUUAUUUGUCACCUUACGGGCUUUUGGUCAGAGAGGUCAAGGCUCCUUUCAUAGGCAACAUUUUUUGCUCUGGGACCUGCAGCCACUAACUCACCCCUCCCCUCACAAAAAAGCACUAAUAACACAACAAGUACACAAUGAAUGAGGCGUAAAAAAACCUUUUGUUUUUGAGAUAGAUAACUAUCAAAACCUGUGAUUAUUAUUCAUCGUGCUCCUGGGUUUUAUUCUCAGCUGCUGUGUUGUUGUUGCUAAAAAUGUUGUAAUAACUUUUGCAAAUAUAUUUACAUGUUCGGCUAUUAAUAGUGCCACAAAACAUGCAUAUAACUUUUUUUUUGGGGGGGGGGGCUUUCACACUUGCAGAAAACUCCAGAGAAAAUCCUGAUAUUUCCAGGAACAGCUGAAUUUUUCCCUCUGACUCCACCUGGAGUUUCUCCUGACAGAUCCUGUGUAUAUAAGUCCGAGUGUCCGACUGCUGCUCGACUCUUUUUGUUGAUUUUGUGUUUCUGUUGAGCUACACACAGUAUUGACGUAAAGGGAAAUAUUCUCAUUUUAGUAUCGUAUAUUAGACUUUGUUUUUUUUGCCUGCCACUUCCUCGUUGUUGUUUUUUGACGUCACAGCUUGCCUCUGCCGCCCCUCCUGUCUGAAAGGGAUAGUCUCCCGCUGUGAGGAGCAUAUUUGAACAGCCAGGUCAGGAGAAUAUCCGGAGCAGUCCUCCUGAAAUCAUCUAGAUAUUUAAGGAGUGCAUGUGUGAAAACAGCUACUGAUAAAAAAAAUUGAAAGGAUGGUAAAGUUCUCAGCAGGAAGUCAGUUUGAAAAUGUUCAAUGACUCUUGUGUUCGUCAUGUUUCCUCUCAGCGUUCCUCCUCUUCUCUGAUAAUCCGAUGCUCGCAGCGCUGCAGGAGCCUCAUUCAUCAACAGAGCUGUCAAUCAUGGCGUCACAGCAUCAAAUAAUAAAAACUGAACUUCUCAGUCACAAAUCCCAAUUAAAGCCCUUACUGCUCCUCCGUUAUAGAAAUCUGUGUUGAAUUUUUUUUUUAUUCAAAAGAAACCUUUCACUCCCCGUCUCCCCGUCUCGUCACUCCCUCUGUUACCGACUCAGUGCCGCUGGUGUCUUGACUCAAACUUCCCGUUUGAACGAUCGUGCCCGUGUGGCUCUGCAUGCAACAUGUUGCACAGUGCACUAGCGCACAUCUGGAGCACUAGACUGUAAAGCUAUUUAUUUCACGUCUUUGUGUGACUGUAAAUAGAUCUGAACUAGAAUUUACAUGUAUUUUAUGACAACGGCACAGCUCCUUUAAGAGAUUUAUUUAAAAAGAUGACGUCAUCAUUUUAAAAUAAAUCCUUCACAAUACGACGUAAAGAGUGAAACAACAACUGACUUUAGAGCAGAUAUUUAUAUUUAGCUUAUUUUUGGUAUCAUUAAUGUUAUUUUAGUUUGAGUCUUUUAUGCUGUAAUAAUGCAAAAAUUUUUAGAAAAAUGCACUUUCUGAUGUUUUGCAAAGUUUUAAUGAAGGCGAGCUUCUGAUUUCUGUGCUGAUGCUAAUGCUAAUGCUAACUCAGAUCCUCUUUACGUUGAGGGUGAAUAUCUGAGCUGUUGUCAUGUUUGAUCAUUUCUUUGUUUCAGGCCGUUAUCAGUACAAACAUUAUGUAAAGUAUGGUUCAUCACUGAUCACUGCAGUGCCUUCAGCGGACAGGUGGACUCCACGUGUCAGGGGGAUCGAACCUUCAGUAGGUUUGCGGUUCAAAUCGCUGUAAUAAAAUCAUAUAUUUCAGAUUGUAACAGGGUUUUUUAUUUUUGGGCUGUGCAGCAUCAAAUCUUGUGCUUUAUGUUGCUUUAAUGAGAACAAGUUUUCUGUCCAGAGUCCAGACUUUUUUUUAAUGAUGGAUGAUGUUAUCAGAGCAUGUUGUGAUGUGAUGUUCUUUAAAAGAAAGAUUUCAUGUUGUGUGGACUUCCCACUUUUUUUAUCACAUAUAUUCAUGAUGGUUUUUUUUCUUUGCGCUCUCCAAACUGUGAUGUUGUUGUUAUUGUUUGUUUUCACAGGUUGCAGUUUACGACUUGAAUGCAGGUUCCUCAUUUGGUGUUUUUUUCUUAUUUGUGUUGAGACGGACACGAGAGGAGGAGAUGGAGGAGAGGAUUGUUGAUCUUUUUAUCAUUAUCAAGAUUAAUCAAAGAUAAAAAAAAAGUGAAAGCAUUUAAGGUUAAAGUCAUUAAAAAAAAAUGUCUUACAGGG
This is a messenger RNA of Labrus bergylta (ballan wrasse), 4077 nucleotides long. It is a transcript of the gene ghrhrb, whose product is annotated as growth hormone releasing hormone receptor b. Gene Ontology annotation, cellular component: plasma membrane. Gene Ontology annotation, biological process: adenylate cyclase-modulating G protein-coupled receptor signaling pathway; cell surface receptor signaling pathway. NCBI's taxonomy places the organism in Eukaryota, Metazoa, Chordata, Actinopteri, Labriformes, Labridae. The record is from RefSeq and is a predicted model, not a curated record. Gene Ontology annotation, molecular function: G protein-coupled peptide receptor activity; vasoactive intestinal polypeptide receptor activity; peptide hormone binding.